GGAACCAUGUAGCCGCUCCAUGUUUCCCCGCAGGGACGCUAUUAGCGUCGUACUCCUUGCUCUCUUCCGGAAGUGUCUGAACUUGUUUCUGUCUUCGCAAAAGGAGAGUUUGGGAGGCCGGUUGUGCGGGGAGGUUGAGGGCUGCGGAUUCUUUCCUCUUUUCAGCUGCCUGGACGAGACGGACAGCCAAGGAGCGUUUUCUCCUGAGUUUUGUGGUAGUGACGCCGAAGACUUGCAGCAGCCGCUAUGGGGAAAAGACAACAUCAGAAGGACAAGAUGUACAUAACAUGUACAGAAUAUACUCAUUUCUAUGGAGGAAAGAAAGCAGAAAUUCCACAGUCCAACUUCAGACGUCUGCCUUUCGAUCACUGCAGUUUAUCUUUGCAGCCAUUUGAAUAUCCCGUCUGCACGCCGGAAGGAAUAGUCUUUGACUUGUUGAGUAUUGUUCCUUGGCUAAAGAGGUAUGGAACCAAUCCAAGUACUGGGGAGAAACUGGAUGCCAAAUCUCUUAUCAAACUGAACUUCGCUAAAAACAGUGAUGGCAAGUACCACUGUCCAAUCCUCUUCACAGUGUUCACCAAUAACUCGCACAUAGUGGCUAUCAAGACAACAGGCAAUGUGUUUGCAUAUGAGGCAGUUGAGCAGCUGAACAUAAAAACGAAAAGCUACAAGGACCUCCUAACAGACGAACCUUUUACUAGGCAAGAUAUUAUCACAUUGCAGGAUCCAACCAACUUGGACAAAUUUAACGUCUCCAGCUUUUUCCACGUUAAGAACAAUUUGAAGGUGCUGGAUCCAGAUGAGGAAAAAGCAAAAUCAGAUCCGUCCUAUUACCUGAAGAACACCAAUGCCGAGACUCGAGAGACUUUGUCGGAGCUUUACAAAGAAUUCAAAGGCGAUGAUGUCCUGGCAGCAACCAUGAAGGCUCCUGAGAAGAAGAAAGUGGAUAAGCUGAAUGCGGCUCAUUACUCCACGGGCAGAGUGAGUGCCUCCUUCACGUCCACAGCCAUGGCACCAGAAACAAGGCACGAAGCAGCUGCCAUCGAGGAUGACGUGGUGCGGUACCAGUACGUCAAGAAGAAAGGCUACAUCCGCCUGCACACCAACAAAGGGGACCUCAAUCUGGAGCUGCACUGUGACAUGACUCCUAAAACAUGUGAAAACUUCAUUAAAUUAUGCAAGAAGAAUUACUAUGAUGGGACCAUUUUUCACAGAUCAAUUCGUAAUUUUGUGAUCCAAGGAGGGGAUCCGACUGGAACAGGAACUGGAGGAGAAUCUUAUUGGGGAAAGCCAUUUAAAGAUGAGUUCAAGCCCAACCUCUCUCACACAGGACGUGGCAUCCUCAGCAUGGCCAAUUCUGGUCCCAACUGUAACAAGUCGCAGUUUUUUAUCACAUUCCGCUCCUGUGCAUACUUGGACAAGAAGCACACCGUGUUUGGAAGAGUGGUGGGUGGUUUUGAGACUCUGACAGCAAUGGAGAAUGUGGACAGCGAUCCAAAAACUGACCGUCCCAAGGAGGAAAUACGAAUUGAGUCAACAACUGUAUUUGUUGAUCCGUAUGAAGAAGCCGAUGCUCAGGUUGCCGCAGAGAGGGAGAAAGCCCAGCAAGAAGAAGAGGCGGCAAAAGGGAAAACCAAAGUCGUCAUUCCAAAAAAAGAGACAAACAUUCCAAAAACAUACCGUGAGGGAGUCGGGAAGUACAUUAAUAUGGCUGCAGCGAAGCGAGCCUCAGAAGACGAUGGCCCAUCGACCAGCACGGCUGUCAAGAAAGAAAAGAAAAGCUCGACCUUUGGGGACUUCAGCUCUUGGUAGAGGACGGAGGCGACUGCAUCUGGAGCUCCCUGGCCACGAUCAACCCUCAGCUCUAAAUGUUCUGCGCUGAAGCAGGGCAGGGCGCCAGUCAGCUUCCUGACGUUUUCAAGUGCUUUGUUUCCUCAGCAGCACUUGCCUUUGAGUCCUCUUCCAAAAGAUCUCCUUUUGUUUUUGGGGGGUUGAGCUACUGGUGCUCGGCAGUACCAAGAUGACCCUUUCAUGUCGCUACUCUGCAGAUUUUGUUGGUCGAAUUCUGGGAAAGCUAAGCAGAUGAGUGAGCAAGGAUUCACUCCAGGCUAAAAUGGGCAAUGACCCAGUGGAGGAGGGGGGAAAUGGCAUCGUCAGAGCCGCAUCCCUUUGCUCUGGGUGGGUUCACUCAGUCCCCCUACAGCUUGUCCCUGCUGACUUGGAAACAGAGUCCCCCAGACCGCGCAUCCUUCUCUUUCUCUCUCUGUCUCUCUCACGCCUCCAGGCUCACUGGCUUUAUGAGCUGUCGUGCUGCUCCCAAGAGGCAGCCGUCCCCAUGAGGAACGUUGUGCGAUGCCUCCACAUCCAGAGCCGAUGUCUGAUGGACAGCCCGUCCACCCAGAAAAGGAAUCCAGGCUAGCGCCCUUGCUUUGUCUGGCUAAGUCACCUCAGCAACUGACGCUAAUACCAUCCCACUCCUGCUCUGCUCCGGUAGCCAGCAGAGCAUCAGUUCAGAUCUCUGCUGUGAUGCACAAACAUGGCCGUGCUACUCGGUGAGGUGUCGGGUUAAAAAUAGCCUCAGACGAGCAGUGCCGCACCCUCCGUUCCCAGAGCCCCCAAAUGCUGUCUCUUAGCCCUGGUAGCUGGCUGCUGGUCUCUGAUUGGCCUCCUCUGUUGUUUGAUGUGCAGCAGGCUGAUGCUGCAGGACAGCGCGGGCCUUCCUAGAAAAAAACGGUCCCAAGUGUCAGUGAGCCCUGAGCCAGCCACACAGGUGAGGCUAAGGGGCAAAUUACAGGCUACCUCCAAACACAUGACGUGAUGCCCCAGGGGCAGUAAAGCAAAGCUGGGUGUGGGAGGCAGCAGUUUUGAAUGGGGGGCAACCGUGGGGAGAGGCUGCUUAGUCCAUUCCUCCACUGAUCCUUUUUUAUUCACCACCACCACCACCAUGUGUUUGCAAGGAGAAGCCCAUAAAUGCAGCCUUGCUUUGGAAAGAGAAGGGAAGGGGGGGAAAGAGAGAGAAAGGAGUCCGCAGCCUUUCAGCUUGCCUGGUCUCUGCUCAGAGUUUCCCCCUCCUGCAGCUGCCUGGGAAAUAGUCACAGGGACGUCCACAAAACAUGCCAAUGUGCCCUUUGCUGGAGAAACUGGGAAGAGCUGUAGCUGUCAAGAAGCAAUCAGAGCCACACGUUUGUUAAAGGGCAGGCGCUGGCGGAGUGAAUGCCUCAUGUCACUUUAUGGUCUGCUGGGAGGCAGGUUUGCUAGUGCAUCUUUCCAUCUACAUAAAACACAAAGAAAUAGAAAAGCAGUGUCCAAGAUCAAACCCACAAAUGCGUGCAUCUUUCCCAUAGAUGUCCGUGCGGCAAGACAGAGCAAAAGGAUUUCUCAUUGCCAGUAAGAGCUAUCCUGUCCUGUAUAGAGGGAAAGGACAUUGGCGAUUUAACAGACUUGAGAAAUCUUGUCCGUCUGUUUUUGUCCGUUUGUUUUCUCCUUGUUCCAUAUCCAGAAGCAGAGUUUAAAAAGUGGAGCUCCAGGAUAAAGUUGAAGAAGUCCAUACCAGCAUGUGCACAGGCCUUGCUGGACUAUUUAAACUGUCUCUGUGUAGACUGAAUCAUCAUGAACAGAUCUCAGAUUCUGCAAGCUACACCUACAGUUAGAAAAUCUUAACUGCUGCAUCAGAAAUAGAAAAAUUGAUCUGUUUUAUGGGUUUGUUGAGGUCCUUUCCCCCAAAAUUGUAUAUAUUUUGCUUUGGGGGUUUUAGUUGUUUUUAUAAUGGUACUAUCUCAUUUAUGAAAUAAAGAAUCUCCUUUGAUACUAAA
Messenger RNA from Heteronotia binoei (common prickly gecko), 3812 nucleotides. It is a transcript of the gene PPIL2, whose product is annotated as peptidylprolyl isomerase like 2. Gene Ontology annotation, cellular component: catalytic step 2 spliceosome. Bases 247 to 1812 code for a protein of 521 amino acids. NCBI's taxonomy places the organism in Eukaryota, Metazoa, Chordata, Lepidosauria, Squamata, Gekkonidae. The record is from RefSeq and is a predicted model, not a curated record. Gene Ontology annotation, biological process: protein peptidyl-prolyl isomerization; protein folding; protein polyubiquitination. Gene Ontology annotation, molecular function: ubiquitin-ubiquitin ligase activity; peptidyl-prolyl cis-trans isomerase activity. The transcript has 20 exons.